AAUGAUAUAUAAUGUUUUUUGAUACAAAAAACAACUUCCAACUCAAGUGGCAGGAAUGCAGCCAGCAGCCACAGGGUGUCAUUUCGGUCGGUAGUAAGUGAGUCGAUUAGCCCGGAGUGACAGCCAGACGAAGUAGGGUACGAAGUCGGAGAAAGUGGGCGGCCCUCAGCAUGGGGUCAGGGGGGGAUGGGGGUUUGCGCACGACCCGACUGAGAACCUGUUCACACCGGGAGGAAAUGUUCACACGGUCCCAAAGUCAAUUUCCAGAUAAAAGAAAGCCUCCUGCCUCGCGGGACUCCUUUAGAUCCGGCUGGUAUUCUCGCAUUUUACUACUACAUUGUUGUGAUGUUUUUGUACGUUUCUUUUUAUAUAUAUCAUUUAUUUUAUUUUAUUUGAAGCGCGCUCCUUCCUCUCAAUUGAUAGCAACUUCAGCACCACUUUUUUCCUGUUCUGGAAAAUGGACAGCGCAAAUGAAAACACACGCCUUCUAACAAAAGAUGCCCAACCAAGCUACACGUUUACCGACAGAGAUUUAAGGGUGCAAGAUUCCCCCAGAUUCAUGUGCGCCUUGGACAUGGAGAGCUUCCAGCAGCAGCACUGCCACACAAAGCUGGGAGAGACCAGUAGAGGUGAGCUGGAGAAGCAAAAGGCCCGCAGAAAGCUGUAUGUUGCAGCGUUGGUGUGCCUUUUCUUCAUGAUCGGCGAAGUAAUAGGUGGCUACCUGGCCCACAGUUUGGCCAUUAUGACAGAUGCUGCUCAUUUGUUGACUGAUUUUGCCAGCCUGCUGAUCAGUCUGUUUUCUCUGUGGAUGGCAUCAAGGCCUGCUACAAAGACCAUGAACUUUGGCUGGCAUCGAGCUGAGAUCCUGGGAGCUUUGGUAUCUGUGUUGUCAAUCUGGGUGGUGACCGGCGUCUUGGUGUACCUGGCCGUACAAAGGAUUAUCUCAAACAAUUAUGAAAUCGAAGGUGGGACCAUGCUGAUUACAUCUGGCUGUGCAGUGGCUGUUAACAUUAUAAUGGGAAUCACAUUGCAACAAUCCAGCCAUCUGCACAGCCAUGGCUCUUCAAAUUCAAGCCACUCUCAUGGUUCCCAGUCUAAUCACCAACAGAGCCCUAGUGUUCGUGCGGCAUUCAUUCACGUGGUUGGAGAUCUUCUGCAGAGCGUUGGGGUGCUCAUUGCUGCCUACAUCAUUUAUUUUAUGCCUGAGUACAAGAUUAUUGAUCCAAUUUGCACUUUCAUGUUUUCUGUGCUGGUUCUCAUUACAACGAUUGCAAUCCUGCGAGAUGUGCUGAUGGUGUUGAUGGAAGGCACCCCAAAGGGAAUGGACUUUAACCAAGUGAAGCACACUCUUUUGUCCAUCCCAGGAGUUAAGGCACUUCACAGCUUACACAUCUGGGCCUUGACAGUCAACCAAGCUGUGCUUUCUGUACAUAUUGCCAUCAUGGAAAAUGCUGAUGGACAGAUGGUCUUGAAGGAAGCAAAUCAACUGCUGCAAAACAAGUUUGACUUUCACACCACUACCAUCCAGGUAGAGAACUACUCGGAUGACAUGCAGGACUGCAGCCAGUGUCAAGAUCCCAAAGAUUAAAUUCGCAUCCGUACAUUUGCAUUUUGGGAGUGCAGUAUCACUUGGCUGUUACGCAGUGUUCCAAAAUGUUCAUCUGUUUUUAGGAGUGAAUUUGGGUGCACCCAGUCUGGGUCAUGCCAAGAUAAGGGCAUGAGUUUUGUGCUUUCAGUCCCAUGAUUGUCUGGUCUCUCCUGUAGGUGUAUUCAUCCGUAUGAAGUGCAGUUCUGGGUCUGCAACUGUGAGAUUUGGGAACUAGGGAUGCUUCUCUUUUCUAGGGAGUUCACUGUCUGGGAAAGCUAUUUAAAUGAGGGUUGCUUAUUUAAAAUUAGAACGUUUUCUUUCCUUUUUUGUUUUUUAAUAUAUAUAUUAUAUAUAUGUUUCAAGAGUGCUUUUUCCUAACAAUUUUUUUAUUUGUUUUUUGUCUUUCAAUCAAUAUAUAUAUAUAUUUACUACUAAGUUAUGCAAGAAAAAAGACCAAAUAAUUUGCCGUAGUGACUUGCCAUGCAGCAUUGCUGUGUAAUCCAUUGUUGAUGUGUCAUUCUGAGCGGUUGGAGGGAAUGCAGCAGGGUGUGGACUAUUUUACAGAAACAGAUUUAAUGGACAGUUUUUGAUUGCCUCAUCAGUGGAUCAGAUAAGUUUUGUAACUUUCUUGUAUUAGCUGUGUAUAUGAAUUUUUCAUAUUUAUAUUAUAUGCAGUAGUAGUAUGGAUUUUCAAUGAUUAAUUCAUAUUUUCUUCAAGACCAUCAGUCAUUUUUAAGAGUUCUUGGAUGUUGUAGGUAAAACAUUCAUGUUUUAAUGAACUGGUCUACCACAGAAGUCCAUUUUUUUUUGACUGAGGCAUUACCACACAUUUACAUAUUUCAACCCAUAUCUGUAUUUGCUGUGUAUGUAUAUUAUAUAUGAAUAUAAUAUAGGGUUUUGUGCAAAGUCCAUACACCUUACAAUCCCUCCUGUUCGUGAUCUCACAGAGAAUCCUUUAACUACCUCAUUGAUUCAGGUUUUUCACUUUUCUUCCUUUAAUGUUCUCCCUAAUUCAUUGUACAGUAUGUUUUAUUUUAUAGUGUUUUUGCCCAUACAAUGGUAUUUAUAAAGAAAUAAUUAAACCAUUAUAUACAGACUUAAUAA
Erpetoichthys calabaricus (reedfish) is the source of this 2692-nucleotide messenger RNA. Its product is annotated as zinc transporter 2-like. The transcript has 8 exons. Gene Ontology annotation, biological process: response to zinc ion; zinc ion transmembrane transport. The record is from RefSeq and is a predicted model, not a curated record. Gene Ontology annotation, molecular function: zinc ion transmembrane transporter activity. Gene Ontology annotation, cellular component: plasma membrane. The coding region runs from base 458 to 1588 and encodes 376 amino acids. NCBI's taxonomy places the organism in Eukaryota, Metazoa, Chordata, Cladistia, Polypteriformes, Polypteridae.